Orbilia oligospora ATCC 24927 is the source of this 621-nucleotide messenger RNA. RefSeq lists its product as uncharacterized. The record is from RefSeq and is a predicted model, not a curated record. Bases 1 to 621 code for a protein of 206 amino acids. Gene Ontology annotation, cellular component: cytosol; nucleus; EKC/KEOPS complex. Gene Ontology annotation, biological process: telomere maintenance via recombination; tRNA threonylcarbamoyladenosine modification. The transcript is spliced from 2 exons. NCBI's taxonomy places the organism in Eukaryota, Fungi, Ascomycota, Orbiliomycetes, Orbiliales, Orbiliaceae.
AUGCCGACCACACUAUCCGUUCCCCACCUGCCGUCCAACUAUCGGCUCCACAUUGCCCUCUUCACCUCGGUCACCAAUGCCGCCCACUUACACUCGCAGCUAUUAGCUAAAAACGCCGAAUACGAGUAUGCCUUUAUUGAGCCGUCCAUCCUCGUUAGCCAUCUCCAGCCCAUUUCAGCCGGCUUCCGCGCUAUCCAUGACCUCUUAGACCCAGAUGUCGGCCUAAGAACCCCAAACGUGCACUCAGAGACAGUGUUUAGCCUCAGUCCCACUCAUAACAUUACGGACUCAUACCGCCGCUUUGGCAUCUCGCCUAGUUCUACUUCUGUGCUGGCAAUCAAGAUCUUGGAUACUUCUUUGGCCUCGUAUUCUGAGUCAAGCACCCUGGAACGGCUGGCCUCGAUAGUCGAGGGAACGGAAGUAAAUUUUGACACUAAGGAAAUCAGAAAACUGACAGAUUUAAGUAAAGUCAAAAAAUAUUACAAGCUAAAGGAUCUGGGCUACGUGGACCAGCUUUACAAGAAGAAAGGAAGAACCAUUGAAGAAAAGUCAGAAGAGCAGGCAUGGCGGGAUUUGGAAGGCGCCGUUUUGGGUGCAAUGGCAUUAAGGAGCUUGGUGUAA